GGAAGUGUUGUGGCGACGAAGUUGAAUAAAAGCUGGGUCGGCGGUGACGGCGUCUGAGUGGAAAAUCGAAGUCACGACACGACCAACAGUUUCCACUUAGGCAAAUUGGCUUCGAUUUGUGAGUAAUCAUGGAGAACUUAUCGGAAAAGUGAAUCUUCCCCCUGCGAAGGGGUGGCACGGGUCAGGAGUGAGCGCAGGCUUCGGUGGCGGAGGCGCGAGACAGCGGCGAUGACAAUUUAGUAAAUUAAGUUUUGCUGGCGGGGUCGUCAUGGCGAUCGGCUUGUUGGGGGCCGUUGUGAAUGAAAUAUGCAUCGGGGCUGGGGUGAUGGACAGGCAGGAUAUGCAGGCAUUUACGCGCCUACGACUCACUGGCAGGAUGCCCUGCGUACUCCCACGUGCCGCGUGCGUCCUGUCCCCGACCUGCGACCGCGCGACCUGCACCUGUUGGCCCUGUCAGGCUGCGUCUGCCAGUAAACAUGACGCGCGAAUUGUGUGCUCGAGUGACGUCGAAAGUUCUGUAAACAUCUCUUGAAUUUUUAUUGGCAAUUUUAUCUUGUAUCGGCUGCGGCGGUAACGGUUCCGACGGCGACCAGGUCAGAGCCCCGAGCCCGCCUCGCGGUCUCGCGCCCGCUGCAUUCCAAAACACCUGAUUGUCGCGAUUUCGGGUCAGCCCCAGUCGUCCCAGUGCUCGUCGCUGCUUGGAUCGCGUUUUCAUAGUCCAUUGGCGGAUUGCAGCAAUUUGGUGACAAUUUAGUAAUUUCCAGCGCCCGGCGGGACCUUGGCAGCGCCAGCGCUUCGGCAUUGGAGUCGUACACACUGAAACGAAAUAAUGCCGAAAUGGAACGGAAUCCUGCUGCUGCGACAAAUAAUUACGGCUACUACAAGGAUCCAGUAAACUACACAUCACCGAACUCCACCUAUGGCGAUAUUUACCAACUAACAUAUCCAUUCGAAGAUGAACUUAAAGAUAAGAGAUACCAACUUUCAUCAGCAACGGGAGCAGUAUUGCAACAGACACAAGCACCGCAACAAGCGCAACCAGUUCCAAAUUUACAGUACCAUCAAAAUUACGCGAAAACAGAUUACCAUCAACAAACUUACAAGCCUAACGAAAAGCCCCAACCGGUAAUUAAUCCGUAUGCGAACUAUAAUUAUCAAAAUUACAAAGAUAGCACGCAGUAUACGCCGACGACGGGUUACUAUGAUCAGUACAAAUUCAACAUGGGCCUGGGAGUAUCCCCUGCAAGUUAUGGGAAAACUGGAAAAGAUACAAACUAUCAUCAGAACUAUAGUCCGGGAAUAUAUCCGGAUCCGAAGCUUGGCGCAUCUUCCUACUGUGAGGAUACAAACCUUGUAGCGAAGUCAAGUCUCGGUAAAUCUACGAAUUCCUCGCAAUUAUCGCAAUUUCCCGUGUAUCCGAACUGUUAUGGGUAUCCUCAACCAGCUUCUUUCCCCAAUCAAAAUUAUUGCUCAUAUGCACAAGGUUGUAAUGAUGAUGCUCGAAUGUUGUGGGAUGAAUAUCAGACCAAUCGAAGGUUAAUGUCAUCGUAUAUUCCGCCACCAACGACGGCCCCACCUGCAGCUGUGCAAACGCCGACAGUCCCACCUAUGCCACAAACAAAUUGUCCGCUGAAAAACAAUUACACUGAUUACUAUGGCUCAAGUGCGGCUUAUCACGCAUAUCACACAUCAGAGGGGAUGCGAACACGAGAGAAAGUCAUGUAUUCGAUGAAUUCGCAUGUUCCGUCGGACAGUUUGUAUAAUUCUCGAUCUAGAUGUUUGCCCGUGGAUUAUAAAUACCAUCAGGCGAUGUCUCAGAACAUGGUGAUCCCUCCAUACGAUCAUCGCUACAAUUACAUUGGUAAUGAAGCCGCACAAACUUACGACUAUUGCUCGCAGCGCCAAGAUAAUGGCUCAGCAUAUCAUCAUCCUGCUUAUGGCAAACCAGGUCUCGUUAACACGCCUGUUCAAAAACAUAUCAGAUCCACUGCUGCGAUGCCGAACGAUUUUUGCAAUUCUCAGCCAUAUUAUGUUUGUAAUGAUCAAAUGAGUACGGCUGAGUUUCAGGAUCCUUAUUCUCAACAAUGCUUGCGAGACACAAGGCAUACGAUGGGCUAUAAUAUGGGUGUAGUUCCAGGCGUUCGAAACAUAUCCACCUCGAAUGAGAUGAUGAAUAAAGACGCUAUAUAUACCCAGCCUUUAGAGGGAGGCUAUUAUGCCCACACCAAUGCACAUGCGAAUCAAGUGUCUUUGUCACAAAGCACCGUCUGUACCGAUAAAACCAAAUCCUCACUUGGGAAAGGCCAAAAUCUGCGGGAAUUCCUUUCUACGUGGAAUGAGGACGAGGAGGAUGGAGCUGAAAAGAUGGAUGAAAGUGAGAGCCAGCUGUACGUGCAGCAAACGAACAUAGAAGUGGAAAACACUUCGGGUGAAAAUCAUCUCCAGUUCAAGGGGUCGUUUAAUACUAGGCCCAAAAUUCAUGUCGGAAUCACUGUCGACAGCAAUGUGGCGAAUAAUCAGUACAUCAAUUUGCCAGAUAUCAUUAUUGAUAUCGAAAAAUCAAAAGACACUGAUCUCAUAUCACACUCGAUCGGAACCGCGCAGAGUGGAAAUGCUGAAAAACUUGUUGUGUUAGAAUCGGUAGAUGUACCAGUAACUGAUAUUGCGCAGUAUGGCAACAUUAGUCUAUUGGAGGCUCCGGUUGACCGUUUGCAUGAUCUCUCAACCGUGUCUGCACCUCUAUCGGAAGAGGUAGUAAUGUCAACUGAUGAAACUCAGGAGAAAGUUAUAGAAGACGUGCUGAUGGUCGAUGCAAGGGAAGUUCCCGAUGCUACUCCCGAGCCGCUGCUGGAAGUCCCGAAUGGUGCAUUGACCAAUAUCGCAGAAAAUGUUAUUGAGUCUGAGAAAAUCAAACAAGAUCGAGUAGAACCUGUGAAAACAACCCUAAAACUGAAACGACGGAAACGGAUAGUUAAGCCGAAAAUCGCAGAUCGAACGAAGAUCAAAUAUCGAAUGUUUGGGAAAAUUAUAAAGACAAAAAGUGGAAAAUCAAUUCGAAUCAGAAAAGUAAUGAAAAAUUCGAUGAAACGACGAAAUUUAUCAACAAAAAAGACAAUGCCUAUUGCAGCCACCUCAGAUCAUUCCAAAGAUCAACCCAAGAAAUCACCACAUUCCUUAUUCAAUCCGAAGACUCUUAAGGAUAUUUGUAUAAGUUUUUUCAAUUCCGAAUUUGGUCGGGAUUGGCUAACGAAGGAGGAUCGCGCCAGUCGCGUCGUCGUGUCGGACGAUCCAUCGUCGGGUGAACUGAAUCAACAAUCAAAACCAUCAGCUAUACCAAAACUAAGUGCACUUUGCGAAUACGCCUUAAACAAUUUUUACGAAGAGAAAAACAUUUUACUGUUAAACCUAGAUGACUUAGAUAGUAAUUUAUAUUUUAUUGAAUGUGAUAUUAAUGAAAAUGUUGUAAACACGGACGGGGGUAACUUAAAUGAAAGCGACUUCAUUGAGUUAUAUAUUGACGAUGAAUCCGAGGGCGAUGCCGCAUGUAAUAACAAUGCGAACGACUGCGAAAACGAUUCGAUGAUGGCAUCGGCGGAUGUUAAUGAUUCUAUUUGUAGUGGUAGUAGCAUAAUUAGCGCUAAUGAUGAUUGUAAUAUUUUAGAUGAUUCCCUGGCGGAAAUUUGUUUAACAUCCGAUGAAAAUUCAAGAGAUUUCUCUGCAAUACAUCAUGAAGAAAUCGUACCUGAUAACUUACAUGCAUUCGAGAAUGAAAGAUUGUUAAAAUAUCUUCAAAAUAAAUAUAUACAAAAGAGUAAUUAUUUAAAAAUAUUCAUAAUCGACAAAAUUUGUAAAAAAUAUAGAAAGUAUAUCCUGAAAAGACGGAAAGGUCAGAGGCAACAGUUGAAAGACGGAAUGACCAAAAAAUUGUUAUUAUCCAAGUUGAAAGAUAAAUUUAUAAAGCGGAGUAAACAGUUCAAAAUCGGCUCUUGUUCGUAAAAUUUUAAGGUUUAAGGGGGUUGGUUCGGCCUUUAAAGUAAUCUGUGUGCGACACUUGAAGAGGGCUUUAGAUUAAUUUGCAUUCCUGUUUUGAUUUUGAUUCGUACCCUUCGUUUUACUUUCACUUUUACAAAAUUUGCGGGAAAUAUCUGCUCAGAGUGAUGUAAACGGCAUUUAUAUAAGUGCCAAGUUGUUAUUUGUUUUAGUUUAGUACUUAAAUAACGGGAGUAAUGUGCGAAUAACGAGCAAAACUUGAGACUAAUCAAAAAAUUCAUAAAAAGCUCGUUCCGAUAGAGAAUUUCGCUAUAUUUUAAAAUUGUUCAUUUGGAUAGCUUUUUUUCUUUUUGCACUGAAUGAAUGUUGCACGUUUCGUCUCAUACUCUCAAUUUUUAAAUGGGCACCGGCAGUUAAUGAUUGAAAUUUAUGUGUUCCUAGAGGGAGGUUUUUCAAAUUUAAUUUGAGCUCAACCUGUCUUAAAUUAAAACCAAACCAAAAAGCUAUGCAUUCAUACGAAGAGUAAAUUAUCUUCAAGUAUUUGAAUCUCACUUUACCAAAAUAGUAAAAAUCAAAGGUUUGAUAGUUUUAAAUAACCAAAGAUAUACCGAUAUAAGCUGAAAUUAUAAUAUUUACAAAGCAUGAGAAUAUCCAAAAAAUGUAUUUAUUUGAAUGAACUAUUUUUGUCGGAUAAGUGUUUUAUCUAUUUUCCAAAAAAUGAUAUUUCAACGGAAACAACACUAUUAAGAAUGAAGCGUUCAAUGAAUCAUAUAUUUUAGGGUGUUUAUAAAGAGUUUGCAAUGCAAAAUGAACUUAAAGUUAAAAUCAAAAAACAUGAAAUCAAAAUAUUGCCGUUAAUUUUUAAACCAGAGAUGUAUUUAUUAUUGUAGUUAUUGUUUAUUGGUUUGAAUAAGACUUUUGAUUUAUUUUUAACGCUUUAUGUUAUAUAUAUAUAAUUGUAAGUACAAUGACAGGGUGAUGAUUAUCAGUUGCAUUUCUGUUUAAAAUGGUAGUUUCUUGUUAGUUUGUUAUGUUUUAGGUGGUUUUGUUAGAGGAUCUUUAUUUUUCUCCUUUUGUUUGCUGUAUUUGAAAUGUUGUGUAUAAAAAUGUGUGUAAUGGAUUCUUCGAGAGAAUUUAUAAAAAUUGAUACAUUCGA
Molecule: messenger RNA, 5146 nt
Organism: Hermetia illucens (black soldier fly)
Lineage: Eukaryota; Metazoa; Arthropoda; Insecta; Diptera; Stratiomyidae
Exons: 2
Coding region: 838-3996 (1052 amino acids)
Source: RefSeq, a predicted model, not a curated record